Messenger RNA from Gambusia affinis (western mosquitofish), 3364 nucleotides. Its product is annotated as tensin-4-like. Lineage: Eukaryota; Metazoa; Chordata; Actinopteri; Cyprinodontiformes; Poeciliidae. Bases 81 to 1829 code for a protein of 582 amino acids. The record is from RefSeq and is a predicted model, not a curated record. Gene Ontology annotation, molecular function: protein binding. The transcript has 12 exons.
UGGGAGGUUUACCUGAGACAGUAACAGCAGAAACCUGAGCAAAGGAAUUCAAGCUUAAGAAGACAGUGGUUCCCUCCAUUAUGAUGCCUACAGCUGAAGGCAUGUCCAAAUUGAUACCCUGCCAUGUUCUGAGAGUGGGUCAGACCAUCUGCAUUGACUCUCCACAGGGAAAUGUCCCUCAUUCACCUGGUAUCUCUGAGCCAGAGUUUCACCUUGUUGACCAUGACCUUGACAUGACCUUGGAAAAUCUCAAUCAACUCAUACUUGACCUGGAUCCCACUUUCGAACCAAUCCGAAGCCCCACUUGCACACGUCCUCCAACAGUCUCCCUUUCUUCGAAUGACUCAGAUGGCGCUUCCCAUUGCGUGCUGAUUCCCAGAGGAUGCCCUCCACACUCAUCACCAGCAGUUGCACUUCCUGUUGUGUCUCCCAGUGUCCCCAUCCCCAUGCCCGGCAGCCUCAGAGGCAGCCCCAACAGCGCGCUGGUGUUAUCCAGCUCUCCCACAUCCUCCCUGCCACCUCUUCCAUUUGGAAGCGCUCCCAGGCGAAACCCCUCGCCGAAGAACGACCUGGCCUUUUCCCCAGGGUCACUGCGCCUGUCGGGCUCCAACAGGAACAGCGCCACCUCGCUGCUCUCCAUGUCCACAUGUUCAGAUACCAGCUACAUUUUGGGCAGCAACUUAUCUUUAAAUGAGGACCCCGACUCUCCAGAGUCCAUCCCGACUUGCACUCUCAGCACCUUCACUGAUGGCUCCAAAUGUCAGUCAUUUGACAGCAGACCCUCGCUCUCAAAGCAGGGUCAUCUACACAGCAGAGGAGCAAACAGCAGUCCUGCUUCGCUCGCCGGCUCCCAGACAGACAUACCUUUGCUCCUGAUCAAUGGCGCCCCAGAGUCAGACCUGAGGCCUUCUGGAUCAGAAGCUGACCUGGUCCAGAAAGUCCCUGCCUCUCCCUCAAAACGGAGGGGCUUUCAAGCUAGUUUCAGCGGCAGCCAUCCAUCCAUGAAAUUCGUCAUGAACACGUCAAAGUUCUGGUUUCGUCCGCACGUCAGCAGAGCAGAGGCUGAAGCCCUUUUAAAGGAUAAAGAAGCCGGGAUGUUUGUGGUGAGAGACAGCACCUCCUACAGAGGAAGCUUUGGUUUGGCCAUGAAAGUGGACCAGUCACCCACCACCCUCACUGCUGCCGCCUAUCCAGGAGAGAGCGGCUCAGAUUUCAUCAGACACUUUCUGAUUGAGUCAUCGGCCAAAGGCGUUCGCAUCAGAGGUUCUUCUCAGGAACCCUACUUUGGCAGUCUCUCGGCUUUGGUUUAUCAGCACACUCUCUCUCCUUAUGCGCUACCUUGCAGAUUACUACUAAAUUAUGAGGAUAUGGGCACAACUGGAGAGAAAGUGAAUGAAAAAGCAUCAUUGGAGAACAAAAGAACAGCGUGCAAUUUUAUCUAUCUGAAUGCCGUUCCCACUGAGAUGCUGACAGGUCGCUGUGCUGUGCAAAAGGCAGUGUCCUUGACACUUGAGAAGACACCCGGCUCCUUUGCACCCACUAUUGUGAACAUGAAGGUGUCCCUCAAGGGUGUUACGCUUACCGAUAUCAACAGGAAGCUUUUCUUCAGACGCCACUACCCAGCUUAUCUGCUCAGCUACAGCGGUGAAGAUCCAGACAAUCGACUGUGGUUGAAAGGUACAAGUUUUGGUGCGAGGAUGUUUGGUUUUGUGGCCAAAGGUGUUGAAGCUGGCAUGGAGAACGUUUGCCACAUCUUUGCAGAAUGUGACCCCCUGCAACCUUGCAACAAAGCCAUUGAGUGUAUUCAGGCUGCCGUACCCAAGCAGUAGACAACCAAACUCUGAUGGCCUCCCAUGACCCAUUUUACACUGUGCUGCCUGUGACUGACAUGCAGUGCUGGCCGAAAUAAAUGUCACGACUCGCUGAUAAGCCGGUCAAGUUACAGUCUCUGCUGGGCUCAAAGACCAGAUGAAGAACUGACUUAAAGCUUAACACGCCAGUAUCACAUCCUGAUCCUUAAAGUCCCACACAGAAAUUAAUGUAUUUUUAGCACAGGACUAUAAAAAAACCCAGAUGGAGUAACAAAUGAAAAAAGAUGACGUCUUGUGCUUAAAAUUUGUCCAGCUUGUAAAAAUGCUACAGAAAUGCAAUUACCUACCCCAGACAACAACUUUAAUACUUUUUUUUUUUAUGUCUUAAUGUUCCAGGAACAGGCAUCUUAAUUUAAUAUCAACUUGUUUGUCCUAUUUUGUGAUGAACUGAGCUUUGCAAAAAUAUUUAUACCCUUUAAACCUUACCACGGUCUGUUAUGUCACGACAAUAAACUCCGAUAUAUCUUAUUGGGAUUUUAUUUAUAAGGCCAACGCAAAGUAGUGGAUAAUUUUAAAUCGAAAAGUGCUUCACAAAUAAAUAUCUGAAAAGUAAAGCUUGCAUUUGCAUACAGCCUCUUUAUAUCGAAUACCUCCAAAUAAAACCCGGUUCAACCAACGGCCUUCGGCUGAUUUUUAAAAGCUACACAGUGUGCAGCGUCUAACAUAAUCUCAGUACAAAUGCAGACAUCCUGUUGAGGUUUCAGAGGUUUGUCAGAGAAUAUUAGUGAACAAACAGCCUCAUGAAAACCAAGGUGCACGGCAGACCAGUCAUGGACAAUUCUGUGGGGAAAUUUAAAUGUUUAUCUUGAGUAUUCAACAUUCAUUCUGGAGGAGCUACAGAGCGCCAUAGUCCAGUCAGGACAUUUUGUUGAUAAGUUAUAAGUUGCACAUUUCACAAACCUGACAGUCAUUUUGAGGUGGCCACAAGCCACAUAGAGAACUCAGCAAGUGUGUGGAAGAAUGGGCUCUAGACAAAGCACAAAAUGUAACUCUCUGGAUAUGCAAAAGAAAUUUGGUGAAACUGGAGGGAUGCUUUUGUUCAGCAAGAACAGGGGAGCUGCUCAGAACUGACGGAAACGUAACUACAAAGCAUUUCUGGGAUUCUUCUGACUAAAUGUGAACAAACGUCAUACCAGCUAGAUCUUAUUUGUAAAAAUCUAGAAAAUUAUGUUACAUUUCAUUCCACAUCCAUUCUGAUAAAAUAAGUUUGUGUUUGCAUUGCUACACCAUGUAACAGAGUAAAAAAAGGCUUACAGAUGCACAGAGUGUAAGAUAAUCAUCAUUUAAAGUGAUGAUUGAGUCCUGCUGAUUACUCAAACUGUUACUGAGAGAUUUAGACUUGAAACUCUGAUGUAUCCAUUAAUUUUAAGUAAAAUCUGUGCAGAUGCCCUCACUGUAUAAAUCUUUUUGAAUGUAUUAGUUGCUGUGUGCUCUGUAAAGAUAUUGAUUUGUAUUUUUUUUUUAACUGCAAUAAAAACAAGAUGUUCAGCAAA